Messenger RNA from Motacilla alba alba, 3189 nucleotides. RefSeq names its product mab-21 like 2 (gene MAB21L2). The transcript has a single exon. NCBI's taxonomy places the organism in Eukaryota, Metazoa, Chordata, Aves, Passeriformes, Motacillidae. The coding region runs from base 1969 to 3048 and encodes 359 amino acids. The record is from RefSeq and is a predicted model, not a curated record.
AGCCCAACCGCUGCGAGCGGGUUACCGGGAGGCUCUGCACAGAGGAGCGCACCGCGCGUCUGUCUGCAGGGGCACGGCCCCGGCCGGUUUCCCGGGCGGCGAGAGCCGCCCCGCACCGCGGGACUGCACGGCCCAGAGGAGGGCAAAGCAGCUACGCACCCUUGCCCCGAGCACUGGAGGUGUGGAAACCGCCCUCCCUUCCAUCAUAAGUUCCCGGAGGAAAAGCAGAUCUGGCCCCUCCGCAGCAGGUACUGCCCCAGGGCUACCUCCGACCUGACACCACGGAGCCACGGCUUUAUGUCUAAACCAUUCCAUAUUCUUAUUAAUACAAACUUGCAUAAAAUAUCGUUUCCUUUUGAAUAACUCAAUCCUACGCUUUAGGAGGAUGAAAAGACCUUUAUGACACAAGAUUUAUCUAAAUUAAGGUGACUGGGGGCAGUAAAACAAGGUGUGCCACGCUACUCCGGUGACGGUCUCACUUUCACUGCUGCAGCCCGGCAUUAAGCGAAAUAAGAUUUAUGCCUGCGGUGAAGCCCCGGCCCACCUCUCCCCUUUCCCCGCACACACUGGCACUGCCGCCGGCUCCCCUCGCAGCGAGCGGAGGGAGCAGCGAGCUCACCUCGCCCUUCACCGGCUGCCACGGCAAAAUUACAGGGAUUUUUUGUUCCUCUCCCCCCCCCCAACUCCCACCGCGCCGGGCGGGGGGACGCCCCGAGCCUCCCUCCCGGCUGCCCCGCAGCCCAUCCCGGCUCCGAGCCCCGGCGCGCAGCGGGCGCGGGGCCGGGGGCGGGAGCGAGGGCGCGUGUGCGCGCGCCGGGUGCGGCGAUUGGCCGCGGCGCUGACAGCUCGGCGGCGAUUGGCGGCGCGGCCCCGCCCCGCGCCCGCGCGCGGCCCCAUUCAUAAACUACAGGGCCCGGCGGCAGCGCCGCGAGAGGGACGCGGGCACACGGCGCGGCAGGAGCGGAGCCACAGGCGCGGACACUGGGAGCCUCGGCGCGCACUUCCAGGGGUGGGGUGGGGGAGGAGAACCCAUCCCGGGCACGGCAGCUACGCCUUCCUCCCGCUCAGGAUAAAACACAGUCUGUGCAAAGAAAACAAACAAACAAACAAAAAAAAAAGCAACAACUCCUCUCCAUACAGUCUCUCUCUCACAACAAUCUAUGUAGAGCUGCAGGACGGGAAUGAGAGAUCCCAGACCAAGUGCACCCGUCUGCGCCUAAAGAUAGAGACAGCCACAGAGCCGGGUUCAGCCAACGCCUCCAGCAGGAAAAGGGAAAUCAACAACACCCCCUGACAGUCUGAGCGAGCGGCAGCCAAACUCAUGCACAUCUCUGGCGGUGCCACGGACUGAAAGAGAGAGAGAGACAGACAAACAGACAGACACAGAGUUCACUCUUCCGCUGAGGGCAUUGCUCGCAUUCUUCUCCUCCUCUCGUACCGUGUGCGGUUUUAAACUUCGCCGCCGACCGGCUUUUCUGCGGGGACCUUCUGCGAGUCCUGGGGAAGUUUGUUUGUUGUUUUGGGUUUUUUUUUCCAUGAACUAUUGAAAGGGCAUUUUUGUCGCUGCGCGGGGGGGUGGGCGCCUGAGCGCAGAGGCAGCCCAGACUUCCCUGCCCCCAUCGCCAUCCAAAACUUUGCGCGCCGGGAGCCCGCGGGGGCUGCCCGCCUCUCCGGCACCGGCUCCGGCAUCACCAGCAACAGCACCAGCACCGCCGCCGAGCCCGCACCGGCCCGCUCCUCCUUCUCCUCCUCGCCGGGGCAGCGCUGGGCUUCGCUCCUUUGUGUUUCGCCGCCCUCCCCGAUUUCUUUAAUUGCUCUCACUGGCGCGCCGCUGCCGCCUUCUUCCCGGAGGCGGUGGGGGUCUGCGAUUUGGCUGGUGCCUUCCGCAAAGCUGCAGCCACCGCUAAAGCAUUGGAUCCCUCAACGUACUGCGAGAGCCCGGUGUACAGCCCGGACCUGUGCCCCAACAUGAUCGCUGCGCAGGCCAAGCUGGUCUACCAGCUCAACAAAUACUACACGGAGCGCUGCCAGGCGCGCAAGGCGGCCAUCGCCAAGACCAUCCGGGAGGUGUGCAAGGUCGUGUCGGACGUGCUAAAGGAGGUGGAGGUGCAGGAGCCGCGCUUCAUCAGCUCCCUAAGCGAGAUCGACGCCCGCUACGAGGGGCUGGAAGUGAUCUCGCCCACCGAGUUCGAGGUGGUGCUCUACCUCAACCAGAUGGGCGUCUUCAACUUCGUGGACGACGGCUCCCUGCCGGGCUGCGCCGUGCUCAAGCUGAGCGACGGCCGCAAGCGCAGCAUGUCCCUCUGGGUGGAGUUCAUCACCGCCUCGGGCUACCUGUCCGCCCGCAAGAUCCGCUCCCGCUUCCAGACGCUGGUGGCUCAGGCCGUGGACAAGUGCAGCUACCGGGACGUGGUGAAGAUGAUCGCGGACACGAGCGAGGUGAAGCUCCGCAUCCGGGAGCGGUACGUGGUGCAGAUCACGCCCGCGUUCAAGUGCACCGGGAUCUGGCCGCGCAGCGCGGCGCAGUGGCCCAUGCCCCACAUCCCCUGGCCCGGCCCCAACCGGGUGGCGGAGGUGAAGGCGGAGGGCUUCAACCUGCUCUCCAAAGAGUGCUACUCGCUGACAGGCAAACAGAGCUCGGCCGAGAGCGACGCGUGGGUGCUGCAGUUCGGCGAGGCCGAGAACCGGCUGCUGAUGGGCGGCUGCCGGAACAAGUGCCUGUCGGUGCUGAAGACGCUGCGCGACCGGCACCUGGAGCUGCCCGGGCAGCCCCUCAACAAUUACCACAUGAAGACGCUGCUGCUGUACGAGUGCGAGAAACACCCGCGGGAGACCGACUGGGACGAGGCGUGCCUGGGCGACCGGCUGAACGGCAUCCUCCUGCAGCUCAUCUCCUGCCUGCAGUGCCGGCGCUGCCCCCACUACUUCCUGCCCAACCUAGACCUCUUUCAGGGCAAACCCCACUCGGCCCUAGAAAGCGCUGCCAAACAGACCUGGAGGCUAGCCAGAGAAAUCCUCACCAAUCCCAAAAGCCUCGACAAGCUAUAGGGUUAACACGCCCGCGCACAAAAAAACUCGCCCUCCGUAAACAACAACAGCGCCUAAAAAACUUUCUAUUUAACGCGAACGACGACGGAAAGAGGCGGCGAAAGACACGCGCCCCCGCCACCCCCCCACCCACCUGCAGUU